CAAUCUAUUUCAGUGAAUUCGGAAACUGGAAUGAUGAAAUAGCAUUUCUGACUUAAUGUGAAACUAAAACAGGAACCAGGAGUCUGUCCUUAUCACAAAGCUCUCUUCACAAUUUAGCUCAAGACGUCUCAGCUCAUGUUCAAGAAACUCUACAAUGGAGAACGACAGUGUGAGCGACAGUGAGGAUGUGGUUUAUUUUUGUGAUGAGAUAUUUGAUUUUGCGACCAUCAGUGGUUCCUUAUUCUUGUUGGUCUUCAUCAUCAGUCUCGCUGGCAACAGUCUCCUCUUAAUUGUCCUUGUUGUUAACAAGAACCUGAAAAAUGUCACAAAUCUGCUUGUCCUGAACCUGGCCUGCUCAGAUUUGGUCUUCACCGUCACACUUCCAUUCUGGGCCACAUUUUACCUGCACAACUGGGUGUUUGGGGACUUUGGCUGCAAAUUUAUUGCUGCUGCAUAUUUUGUCGGUUUGUACAGCAGUGUUAUUCUACUGACUGCCAUGACUGUGGAUCGUUUCAUUACGGUGGUGCUGCAAAAAUGGCCAAGCAACAGUGUAAGGCAGAGGUGUGCCAUGGGUGCGUGUGCAGCUGCAUGGGUCAUCAGCAUUGCUGUAUCCCUGAGUGACGCUAUGCACGUGAAGGUGGAAACCCACUGGAAUAAUGUUACAACAUGUGAGUAUUCCUCCGAUGACCCUGACUUCAAGCUUGGAUAUUAUCUCCAAGUGUCACUGCUUUUCUUCCUUCCCUUUGUUAUCAUUGUUUUUUGCUAUACUGCCAUCCUUAAGACUGUUUUGGGGUCUUCAAACAGAAAGAGGCGCAGGACUGUAGUGGUGGUAUUUUGUAUUGUUUCAGCCUUCUUCAUCUGCUGGGGGCCUUACAAUAUUAUACUUCUCAUUGAACGUUGGUAUGAACCCAAACGCUGUAAUGCCAAAGAACGCUUGAUCAUUGCCUUUCACAUUUGUGAGUUGCUUGGAUAUUCUCACUGCUGCGUGAACCCUCUGCUUUAUAUGCUCUCACAAAAGGUACGAAAACAACUGUUGCAUCUUUUAACCUGUAACAAAGUGUUGAGGGAGAAAAGGGAGAAAGGCAUAAUCCCAAACCUUUCUGUUACUCAGAAUGUACUGGAACUGCAUCAAAAAGACACUUAGUCAAGUCAAUUCUAAAAUUAAGUGUGUGGUUGUGUGUGUAUGUGUGUGUGUGUGCGUGCGUGCGUGCGCACGCGCGCGCCAAGCAAAUGAUGCAUGUAUAAAAAAACAGUUAGACAUCAGUAUGUCAUCAUUGGGUUUAAAUACAUUAACGUUGAUGUGAUAAUAGCUGAUGUUAACUAAAAGCCAAUGUGGUUCUUUACAAUAGUGACAGUCUGACUUGUAAUGCCAUGAAAGUGUGUGUUCUAGCCUUUAUUGUCAUUGAAGAUUUAAUGUGAUACAAUGUCUUAAGGCAAAAUCUGUUAUACAAGUUAAAAUUAAAAAACAAAUAUGAUUCCACUUUAAAAUGUUUUUUUAAACAUAGACAUAACAAUAGAAAUAUCCAUCAUUUUUCAAUGCUUCUAUAUGAUUAUGUUAUACUGAGAUAAUAUUUAGGUACGAAAAGCCAUUGUUUUGAUCUCAGAUGAACUAUGGCAAAUGACACUCCUCAGUGUCUUAUGUGAAUAUAUGUCUUAAUAUCUUUCCAACCAUAAAUUACAGAUCAAGCCUCUCACAAAGGGACAUAGGAUAGGGCAUUUUUUUAUGUACAAGCUGUAUGUCAAACAUUAUUACCUGCACAUCAGAUGUUAUAUUUCUGUCCGCAUCUGUUUAUUCUCUGUCUUCAUAUGUGCAAGCACCAAUUAGCCAGCCAAUGUUCCCACAUGGACCCUCUGUAACUGCAAAUAAAGCAAUUCUGAAUCAUGUUAA
This is a messenger RNA of Scophthalmus maximus (turbot), 1888 nucleotides long. Its product is annotated as chemokine XC receptor 1. The coding region runs from base 155 to 1144 and encodes 329 amino acids. The record is from RefSeq and is a predicted model, not a curated record. Gene Ontology annotation, biological process: immune response; chemotaxis; G protein-coupled receptor signaling pathway. Gene Ontology annotation, cellular component: membrane. The transcript has 2 exons. Gene Ontology annotation, molecular function: chemokine receptor activity. NCBI's taxonomy places the organism in Eukaryota, Metazoa, Chordata, Actinopteri, Pleuronectiformes, Scophthalmidae.